Messenger RNA from Hymenoscyphus albidus, 2764 nucleotides. Lineage: Eukaryota; Fungi; Ascomycota; Leotiomycetes; Helotiales; Helotiaceae. The record is from the annotation of a GenBank genome assembly.
AAUGAAUUGAGCAACGCUUUUUCAUUUCUUGAUCGUUUUCGUUUUUUGGAAAGAAGAUGACAGAAAGCAAUGUUCUAAAAGGUUACACAUCAGAUUUAUUCGAAUCUCUUAAAUUAGUACGUGGACCUCGAGCCAGCGGGUAUCGCAAUGAUAGCUGACAGAAAUAUGAUAGGUAGCCAAAUCAUCAUGGCGAAGAAAUCUAACCGCAUGGCUAUAUGUGCCUAUUGGUACUCUACUUAUCCUACUCGCUUGUUUUGUAGUUAAUUCUCUUAUUCGAAUGAGCUCUGUGUCCUUCCCAGCUUCUGUGGCUCUUUUGGUUGUCCUAUUCUUUGGUCUCAUACUUUGUGAAAUGUCAUUUGGGACCCAGAAGACAAAAUUUAUUUUCAAUGUCAUUGAUGUACCUGUAAGAAUAUCAUCUCCGAUUUUGGUGCUUUGCUUAUACUCUGUAGGCUGGAUGGGCUCUUCGAUAUAUUGGUCUUUUCUUUACACCGCCGUAAGUGGGACAUUCCUGACAAUCAGUAUAGAUCUAAUCAGAAACAAAAGAUUCGUCCUUCUUCCCCUGAGCCCUCCGAUCAGUGGAGUGGAGGUCAGUAAGAUUAUAGCAGUCUUUUGUCAGUAUUCCUCUCACAGUCUUUCCAGUUCCUGGAGUAUUUACAAUUUCUAACUUCCCCAGUAAUUGGAUUCUUCGUCGUCUUCGCAAUCACAGCAUGGCUAGCCCGAGGCCUCCAACUCAUCCUAGGCUCCUCCAAACGAGCCACAACCGAACGAGCCGAAGAAAUGGGCACCGAACAAGACGCCAUCCCGCUCACAGAAAUCAGAGCAUCAAGUGUCCAAGCAUCCUCCAGCACUCACCCCGCAACCCCAGAACGAGCCAGCGGGAUAUCAACACCACCCACUUUCCUAGAAGACGUAACAAACAGUCUCACAGCUCCGCAGCGAACAAAAAAUCCAAGUGACAUCAGAAUCACCGGUGGACCCCCAGAAAGUGACACCAGCAUCCUCGACCCCCUUCCCACACCACCAACCCAAACACCCCUCCCCCUCACGCGUCCCCAAAGAUGGGCCGCAUUCAUAAAUUUGAAUUUCGAUAGACUAACAUACACCAUCCUCUUCCUCUUCAUCGGACUCCCAAUCUACUACACAACAGGGUAUGCCAUGCCCGCGCAGCUAACCCUCAACAUCCUCGCCUAUUUCUUCGCUCUCUCGCUUCCCGUACGAUGGAAACAGGUGUUACACCCAGUCUUGGUAUCUUCUGCGUUUACCGUGCCGGGAGUAUGGAUCAUGGGGUUGAUCCGAGGGGAUACGCUGCAUGAGGUAUUGGGAAGUUAUCGAACUGGUGCGAAUUACCUUGCGCUUUGGCAUGGGGAGAAAGGUCUUGCUUUGCCUGGUGCUGGGAAUAGUAAGUAUUUUUAUAUAUCCAGCUUUCUUCAUACUCCACAUUUCACACUUCAUCCUUCACACUUCAUCCUUCACACUUCAUACUUCACACUUCAUACUUCAUACUUCACACUUCAUACUUCACACUUAUACUUUUACACGAAUAUCACAAGUCAAGACAGUCAUACAGUACUAACACAAAAACCCAGUCUUCGGCAGCGUCCUAGAUGCAUCAAUCGUCGCCCUCGCCCUCCCAAUGUUCUCCUACCGACAAGAACUCCGCCGCCAUUUCUUCGCCAUCGUGAUUCCAAACGUCACAAUCUCAAUCGGCUCACUAUUCGGCUAUCCCGCUUUAUGUAAGUCUCAUCCUCCUCUCCAUCCACCCCUCACUCAAACCCCCCUACAGCAUAAAAACCUACAAACCCAUCAUUGACAAAACCCCAGGCUACGCAAUAGGCAUCUCCUCAACGCGAAGUCUCGCCUUUGCAAGUCGAAGCCUCACUCUCGCCUUAGCAACGCCCGCAACCAAGAAUCUGGGAGGCGACGUGAACACAGUACGUAUCAUCAACCCAUCUCUCACCUUAUCUUACCUGGGGUGAUGAAUGAAUAUUCUGUAUAGCGCAGAGCAGAAUGGAUUCAUGACUGAUGCAUCUACAGAAUGCUACGUUGGCAAUCAUGAGUGGAAUAAUGGGCGCCCUCCUUGGAAACCGAAUUCUGCAAUUCUUGAGAAUCCCAGAAGGUAAGCUAUUUCCAUUUCACAGCCAGAAAAUCUACAAGUGUAGGUGUAAAGAAGUGAAAGUGGAAGUGUCCAAGUGAAACACUUACUUUCAAAAAAAGAAGAAAAAAAGCAAAGCUUAAAAAUAGAAAGAAAAAGACAGCCCGUGACCACCAUUUUUUAUGUAGUCAAGUGACACUGUCGAUCAUCAGCAAACCUGACCCCCUCAACAUGGCAUCCAAUGGCCCCUUUCGGUACCUUGCAGGCAGCUGACGAAAAGAAAACCAGAUGACUAUGUCACUCGAGGGGUAACAUUGGGCGGGAACAGCUCAGCCAUCGCAACGGCACUCUUGCUCGUCACGGACCCCCGAGCAGCGGCGCUGUCCAGUCUGAGUAUGAGUCUGUUUGGUAUCAUUACACUUGCGUUGAGUUCAGUACCGCCUAUCGUGGAGGCCAUCAAUUCCUUGGUACAUUAGAUUUAGAGGGCUAGAUUGACCAUAGAAUAUUUUGAAAUGAUCGUGUGGUAUGGUGGGCAUCAUGUCAUAAGAAAAGUAGGUACUUCAUGCUCAUAAGCUUCUGGAGGGAGAGAAAGCCGACACGGUCGUGAGAAGUUUUUAGGACCCAACAUUAUCAUCAUAGACUCGUAUCAAAUAAGUGUCCCCAUGCCAGUAC